Messenger RNA from Trichoderma reesei QM6a, 468 nucleotides. RefSeq lists its product as uncharacterized. The record is from RefSeq and is a predicted model, not a curated record. Lineage: Eukaryota; Fungi; Ascomycota; Sordariomycetes; Hypocreales; Hypocreaceae. The coding region runs from base 1 to 468 and encodes 155 amino acids. The transcript is spliced from 2 exons.
AUGUCAAGGGGUGACGAGAGCUUCCCCCGCUACACUUACAUGAUGGACUUCAACCCCGACGAAGACACGCCGCUGAGGGACUACUGGCAGACGGCCGACGACCUGGACAACGAGGAUGCCGCCACCAUUGCCAGCCUGGCCACGCAGGCGCUGCAGUCCAAGCAUUACGGGUACGGCGACGGCCAGGUGAGUGAGUCGCUGGUGGCAAACUACCUGUACAGCGAGAGUCGCUCGUCGCCGCAGUCGCAGUACUCGGCCGCCAUGCAGGCGGAGCCGGCAGAGUCGUUCCGGGGACUCAUGGAGGAUCAUGAUCGCGGCGCUCAGCUGGCUGAGGAGAACGCCAUGACAGACUACGACUUUCACCAUGAGGCCAGGGGCCAUGUAUCUGACGAUGUGGCUGGAAUGGAGGAGGCGAUGAGGGAGAGGAACAGGUACGAGUGGAGGAAAUCGACCGAGUGGGAGACGUGA